AUGGUUAAUGGUUUAUGGACAGGUAUCUUCACUACUGAAAGUGAUGUCCAACUUGAAAUAGAAGCUAAACUCAUUCCGAAACGCGGCAAAAAUCAUGCAUUUGUGAUUGAUGGUGUUGCUCUUGCGGAAUUCAUUCUAAAAGUACGAAAUCAAUCGAAUAAUUGCGACUUGUGGAGUGGUGGAAACUAUGAUUUAUACGCUUUGGAGAUAAUUCGCUUUUUCAAAGUGUUGAAAUCCAUAAAUGCGAAGGCUGAAAUAGUUUUACCAUUAUCCAGAUUGAUGGGUAACAUCAACCAAUUCGAAAAUGAUGCUUCAACUCAAGCUCAAAGGUAUUCUUCGAAAAAUAUUUUCAAAAUCAACGCAGAUGACGCUAAAAACAAUGAUAUUAGAGGAAUUUACCCACACUUUAUCUUCCAAGUUAUCAAAGAAACUGCAAAUAAACUUAGAAUUCCAUUAGUUUACACAAAAUUUGACUUAAAACGCUAUAUUGCUAAGAUUAUUUCAAUUGGUGAUGCAGAUGCAUGCAUUAUAAGUGACUCAGAAUACCUAAUUUUCCCACAAAUAAAAGCUAUUCCGAUUGAUUCUUUUUAUCAUACAGAAAGCGGAGUUUUGAUUUGUUCCUACUUUACAGAUGAUAUGGUUGCACGUCAUGUUGGCCUUGUAAAUAGGCAAAAACUUGUUGAGCUUUCAAUUAUUAUGGGAAAUCACUUUACAUCACCAUUAUGGAACGAUAGAUACAAUAUUUAUACUCUUCUCCAUACACAACCUGAUCCUAUUUAUCCAUCUAUUCUCAUGGUCGCUUCUGUUGAAAAAAUCAAUCAAGAUUACCACUUUUUCAUAGAAGAACUGUCACCAUUCACCGAGAUUAUCAAUGUAGAUCCAGAUCUCCGGACAGCCAUUGACAAAUCUCGUGCAUAUUUUGACAUUUCAGAUGAUCUUCCCAGCGAAGGUGAUUCUUUCUGCAGACACGAGUCCGAAAAAGGUCAUUUACCACCCUGGGCCGCCAUUGUCGACGAAGGAAAUGAUCUUUGGAUCGAUCCUUGUUAUGAUGAUUACAAUCAUGACGUAAACGCGCUCAAAAUCACUAUUCCCUUCCGCGAAGCUUUUUGUUCCAUCCUCAGCAGAGAGUCUGUCAUCGAACAUUUCGUCUACGGCGAUGGUCCAAACACCAGAUCAGUUAAAUUAGACCAAAACAUUCCCUCUUUGAUCAAAGUCAAGAGUUUGGAUGAACAACAAAGGUAUGAACUCCUUUACCAAGUCAUCCACAAGAACUUUCCUACUCUUCCUUUGCUUUUCGACGAUCCGAUCAAUCAAAUUGAAGAGCCAAUGAGAACUUCAGCCUUGGCCAUUCGUUUUCUUCUUUCCACUUGUUUUACUGACCAUCAGACACAGUACACAAAGAUUACUGAUGAACAAAUGGAUCUACAGAAGAAAUACAAUAUACAAGGUGCUCCUUGUUUGGACUUUUUCGAGUUCAAAUCUUUAGUUGCGAUGUCAAUUUGUUGUGUCUUCCUUGAUUUGUCAAAUGUCGAAAUUCCAAACAUGAAAACAUCGCUCAGGAAAUCACAUGUGUCCGCGUUAUACCAGACAACUGUACAGCAUGUGAUAUGGCUUCAACAGUUCUUUGAUUUAAGGAGAUCGAUGAUUGAACCUGAGAGAUUUUGGAAUGGAAGAUUGUUUUCUUUGAUUUACGAAUCAAAUGGAAAAAUUUUGAACAAAAUUUUUGGUUCUUUAUUCGAUAAUAAGCUUCUUAAAACACUUGAUGCAACAAGGAUACAGCCACUGAUUAAGAUUAUUAUGUAUCCAUUCCCUGGCGAGUUGUUUGAAGCUUUUUCUGGAUGUCCGAGAUGUCUUCCAAUUUCUUCUUUCCAAUUUUCGAACAAAAAGAAAGAAGUCAACUGGAAAACAGGCGAAUUCACGGAAGUCGAAGUCGAAGAUACAAACAAGAGAAGACAUAUUCAAAUGGCUCCUCUUCCUCCUCCUGUUUCGAGAAAGGAAUCACCAAAGAAAAGACAAGAAAUCGAUGAAGAUGAAGAAAUCGCUUUCUUACAAGAAAUGGCCAAAAAGAACAAAGGAGGGCCAAAGAUCGUUGAGGCAAAGAAGACAAACACAAACAAGACAAAGGAAAAUUCAUUCAGAAAGAAAUUGACACAAACAAGCCAAUUGGAACUCAUCAAGAUGAUGAACGAGUACAUGGAGAAGAAAAAACUUCCGCCUGGUGUAUUAUGA
This is a messenger RNA of Trichomonas vaginalis G3, 2229 nucleotides long. Its product is annotated as asteroid protein family. The record is from RefSeq and is a predicted model, not a curated record. Bases 1 to 2229 code for a protein of 742 amino acids. NCBI's taxonomy places the organism in Eukaryota, Parabasalia, Trichomonadida, Trichomonadidae. The transcript has a single exon.